Molecule: messenger RNA, 1256 nt
Organism: Strongylus vulgaris
Lineage: Eukaryota; Metazoa; Nematoda; Chromadorea; Rhabditida; Strongylidae
Source: the annotation of a GenBank genome assembly
AUGGAUGCUCGUGAACACUACUACACCAUGAUUACCGACGUUGCCCUUCGUUUGCCGUGUCAGAUGAGACGAAUUCUCACUGAAGUGAAGUUCGAUGACAGAUGGCAGCGGAUUCUCUGCGAAUUGGUUUCCUACCAACAUGCACCACAGCUUCGCAGGCAGAGUAAAAAGGUGUUACUGGCGAUGUUCAAUGGUGACAAACAGAAAUACCGUGAAGUACGCGACCAGCACAUGAUGAGAGCACAUAUCGAACUCCUCAAAAAGAAAUAUGCACAGAACAGCAGCUUUAAUCACCAGCAGUUGACUGAGAUGGUCGAAAUUGUGAGUGCUAUCGCAGCUACUGCAAAUCAACGUACAACGUUGUGGAGAGCUAUUUGUGAGGAACAGCUCAACUGGCUUCUCCAGCUUGCAUGUCGUGUGGCCGAUGCCGUAUCCUGUAGUGUAGUAGAUCUGUUGGUUUUGGCAAUCCGAGAAACUCCCGGACAGCAAGAAGAAAACAUCUAUUUGGCCGAUAAGAUUAUUUCCGAAGAAGAAAACAGGUAUCUUCUUAUGAUGCUUCUCGUGCGAUAUUUGAUUGGUCGUGAUGAAAAUCGACGUUGGCUUAUGCAUGGACUCUUGAGAUCGACAAUCCAGCUGGCUAGUCGACACAACCAGGUGGUACUCCUUCGUAUCUUGUGGAAUGACCUGUGGCCAUUGGCUAGAGGUCUUGGCGAUCAUGGUGCUCAACUAGCUGAUAUCCUUGCUACCUAUGCAUCACGUCUGUUUAACUCAAGCGAAAUGCUUGCCGUGUGUGAGAGUGAACUGGAGGCAAUCAGCUUGACUGUUAACAGAAUCGAAAAAGAAGGUCAUGCCGGAUGGUAUCGCCAAAUGACUGGUCUUGGAUUAGGCUGGAAAACAAUGCUUAUGGACACUAGUCCAUGUUUGGAUAUGGCUGAGACGGUAAAACUGAAUUCGAUCAAACAAGAAGCACGAUUUGCUGCAAAUGCCAUGAUGCUGAAGUUGACGUGCCAUUACGAGAUCAGCAAGGUGAUAAUCAAGCUGACAGACGUCAAACGGAAUAAAAUGAUUAAGCGUGUUAAUCUAUUCUAUUGUCCAAAGUCUGUUGAAUCCGCUGUUGAAUUGAAAACAUGUCCUGAACUUUGGCAGCGAGCCUCGAGCUGCAGCGUGAGUAUCUACGUCAUACACAUAUAUUUAUUACUUUAUAUAUAUAUAGCGUUUUUCUGCGAAAUGGUUGGAAGUUUGAUCACCUUUUAACG